Molecule: messenger RNA, 1822 nt
Organism: Tarenaya hassleriana
Lineage: Eukaryota; Viridiplantae; Streptophyta; Magnoliopsida; Brassicales; Cleomaceae
Product: eukaryotic translation initiation factor 2 subunit gamma-like
Exons: 9
Coding region: 167-1561 (464 amino acids)
Biological process (GO): positive regulation of translational fidelity; formation of translation preinitiation complex
Cellular component (GO): cytosol; eukaryotic translation initiation factor 2 complex
Molecular function (GO): tRNA binding; translation initiation factor activity; GTP binding
Source: RefSeq, a predicted model, not a curated record
CGUGCUCCAUUUCCCAGUCGGACACGAAGGCGUUCUCUAAUUUCCCCUAGCAGCUGGCAUCUCUCGCUCAAGAAAACCCUACAAAAAUCCCUCUCACUCGCUCUCUUUGGUCUCGGAUUUGGAUUUCUAUUCAAUCAGGCUUUGAAAACAAUCUCCAUAUCUCAAGAUGUCGCGGAAGGGUUUGAUGGAGCAAGAUCUAAGUAAACUGGAUGUGACGACGUUGCAUCCGCUCUCUCCUGAAGUCAUUUCUCGCCAAGCGACUAUAAAUAUAGGAACAAUAGGGCAUGUCGCACACGGAAAGUCAACAGUCGUGAAGGCCAUUUCUGGUGUGCAGACUGUCCGUUUCAAGAAUGAAUUGGAGCGUAACAUUACCAUCAAGCUCGGAUAUGCCAACGCCAAGAUUUACAAAUGCGAGGAUGAGAAGUGCCCUAGACCCAUGUGCUACAAGGCUUAUGGAAGUGGAAAGGAAGACAAUCCUAUGUGUGAUGUCCCUGGUUUUGAGAACUGCAGGAUGAAACUGUUGAGGCACGUGUCCUUUGUGGAUUGCCCGGGACAUGAUAUUCUUAUGGCUAAAAAGCUUAAUGGAGCGGCCAUUAUGGAUGGUGCAUUACUUCUCAUAGCUGCCAAUGAGAGCUGUCCCCAACCUCAAACUUCUGAGCAUCUUGCUGCUGUUGAGAUUAUGCGCCUUCAGCACAUCAUAAUCCUUCAAAACAAGGUCGAUCUCAUUCAAGAAAAUGUCGCUGUUAAUCAGCACGAAGCAAUUCAGAAAUUCAUAAAGAACACAGUUGCUGAUGGUGCCCCUGUUGUUCCCAUCUCAGCGCAACUGAAAUACAACAUCGAUGUUGUGUGUGAGUAUAUCGUAAAGAAGAUCCCGAUACCGGAGCGGAAUUUUAUCUCACCACCAAACAUGAUAGUUAUUCGGUCAUUUGAUGUCAAUAAGCCCGGGUUCGUGGUUGAUGAGAUUAAAGGUGGUGUGGCUGGUGGAAGUAUCCUCCGAGGGGUUCUGAAAGUCAACCAAAACAUUGAAGUUCGACCUGGGAUUGUUGUCAAAGAUGAGAAGGGAGACAUAAAAUGCACACCCAUAUACUCUCGAAUAGUUUCACUUUAUGCAGAACAGAACGAACUUCAGUUUGCUGUGCCGGGAGGUCUGAUUGGAGUUGGGACUACCAUGGAUCCUACUCUAACACGUGCUGAUCGGUUGGUUGGUCAGGUUCUUGGCGAAGUCGGAUCUCUCCCUGAUGUUUUCGUUGAACUCGAGGUGAACUUCUUCCUGCUAAGGCGGCUGUUGGGGGUGAGGACAAAGGGAUCAGAGAAGCAAGGGAAAGUGUCGAAACUGGCAAAGGGAGAGAUCCUAAUGCUGAACAUAGGGUCGAUGUCUACGGGGGCAAGGGUCCUAGCCGUGAAGAACGACCUUGCCAAACUGCAGCUGACAUCCCCGGUCUGCACCAGCAAAGGAGAGAAGGUGGCUCUGAGCCGACGUGUGGAGAAGCACUGGCGUCUCAUUGGUUGGGGCCAGAUUCAGGCCGGAACCACCAUUGAUGUCCCUCCCUCUCCAUUUUGAUCUGAUACAUUUAAAAGAGCAAGAAAGAGAGGAAGAGGAGGAGAGAAUUAGGGUUUUCAAAUGUGGGAAGGUAGACAACUUCUAGGAACAAUUUUCUUGAGAUGGAUGAGAAAACGUUUGUGUCGUGAAGUUUUGUUUAGUGGAUGGAAGGCACUCUGUUGAUCCUCUUGUCAGCCAUUCACAAAAAUAUGAAAGACUGUUUUAUGUCUUUAGAUUUUGUUGUGAUAUUUGGGAUCGUUUUAUAUUUUUUUUUUUACAUUU